Molecule: messenger RNA, 124 nt
Organism: Dentiscutata erythropus
Lineage: Eukaryota; Fungi; Glomeromycota; Glomeromycetes; Diversisporales; Gigasporaceae
Source: the annotation of a GenBank genome assembly
AUGGAAAAUUUUGGAUUGGAUGUUAACAAAAAUCAAUCAUGGGGAUCUUCCAAAAAAGAAAACAAGGAUAGCAAAAAGAUAAAGAAUUGGGAAGGAGUUGAAAUCAAGAUCACUCCAGAAGAAG